Molecule: messenger RNA, 10092 nt
Organism: Chara braunii
Lineage: Eukaryota; Viridiplantae; Streptophyta; Charophyceae; Charales; Characeae
Source: the annotation of a GenBank genome assembly
GCAGGAGGAAGUGUAGCGAGUGGCGACCUUCGUCGACGGUGAUCUGGGAGUGUGACUGCAAUAUUCUGAUGGCUGCUGACCCAUGGCAAUGGCAGCGCAAAGCAGGUUGCUUGGUCCUAAAAGUCCGUUCGGUGACUGUUUCAUUGGACUUAGAGACAAUCGGCUUGCUGUUUACACGAGGUGUAUGCUUCAUGGGCGGCCAUGGGCAGCUUCCCAAGACAUCUCAGCAUCCGAGCGGGCCUUACUGGGAAAUUUCGUCCAAAGGUCAUUAAUGAUGGCUGGCUGCAUCCAAUACCUUUAAAAUCGACGGCACUAGUGCACUUCCAAGUGGACGUCAGCCAAUGCAAGAAGGGGUGGGAGAAACAAGAGCAGGUCCUCAAACUCCCAAUAAUAAGAGGUUGCCUAACCGUCCGAACUCUUCCUGUGGACACCGAGGAUAGCACUAUCUCCUUUCCAUCUGAGGGUCUGCCUUCGAUUUUCCAGAAUGUUUUGGAUGCAGAUGGAAAGCUCAUCACAGUUAGUGGUGAUGUGAUCUUGACAAACAAGAAGCGACAUGUGUCGUCUCUCUCUUCAGCAUCAGUCCUAUCCCCAACUCGAAAGGUUCCUCGGAUAGACGAAAACCCCCAUUUCUCUAGUUCAGAUCGAGAUCUUGUGACCGGCAAGUAUUGGGAUACCAACAGUGCAAAGUCUCCAGUCUCCUCUGACCUGAGCAAGUACCGUAGCUCUACCAGAUCUGCUUCAGCAGGCCAGCAUUGGGAUGUGCGUGUGCGAUCUUCUGCCCAUUCUCACCCCUCCAAGCACGCUGUCUCUCCUGGACCUCCUGUGGUGGGCGAGCAUCCAAAUGCUGCCAGGAACCUGACUGCUGAUGCCUCUCCUCCGGCAGGCGGCAAGUAUUCAGAUGUUGGCACCCGAUCUCCACUCUAUUCCGACCCAGGCAAACAUUCUAGAUCUACAAGAUAUUUUGCAGGCAAGUCUUGGGAUGAUGCCGGACGAUCACCAAUCUUUUCUGACCAUACAAAUUACCACCGCUCUGCACGGCAUCCUGUUUUAGGCAAGUAUUCACAUGCUGGUGUAAGAUCUCCAGACCGUUCAUACCCAAGGAAGAAUGUCAGCUCUGAUAGAUCUGUAGGGAACAAGAAUUGGGGCUCUCCUGGACGAUCACCUGUGUUCUCGCUGCCUAGCAAGUACAUAACCUCCGGUAGGUCUCGUGUUGCAGGCAACUAUUUUCAUGCUGGGUCACGGUCGCCAGUCUAUCAGAGCCCUACAAAGCACACUACCUCUCCUAGACGUCAAAUUGUCACCAGCCAUCCUGACCUGCAACAUCCAGUCCAUCCUGAACAUGGAAAGUACCCUGGCACAGUUGGAUAUCCUGUAGCAGGCAGGUAUCUUGAUGCUGCUGGGCGAUCACCAAUCAAUGCCACCAAUAAACCACCUGCAGCCACUGAGCACGGUGUAGAAGCUACAGUCUCCACCAACCAUGUCAGUGACCAUAGCUCCACUGGACAUCUUGAAACGUCUAGCACUCAUGUGCGAUCUCCAGUCUCUUCUGACGCUGGCAAGGACGUGAGCUCUACUGAAUCUCCUGAGGUCUUUGAUGACUUAGCUGCUAGUCUCUCCAAGCAAAAUCAUCUCGAGUCUAGGAAGCAAUUGGCCUCUGCUCCUCUCACAAGCAAGCAUUCUGGUGCUAGACCACAAGUCACUGUCGGUUCUGGCCCUGGUAAACGCUCUAAAACUGCUGGAACUCCAGUGGAAGGCAAGUUUUCAGAUCCUGCUGUGCCGUCUUCACUCAACCCUCACCCGGGUAAGCACUCUAAAUCUGCUGAAGCUUCCAAAGCAGGUAAGCAUGCCGAUCAAGGAGGUGUCUCUGUUGACCCAGACAGGUACAAUAGCUCUGAUCCAGUCUCUUCAGACCCUAACAAGGACGUGAACUCUGCUGAAUCUUCUGAGGUCUUUGACCACUUAGAUGCUAGUCUCUCCAAGCAAAAUUCUCUUGAGUCUAGGAAGCACUUGGCCUCUGCUCCUCUCACUAGCAAGCAUUCUGGUGCUAGACCACAAGUCACUGUCGGUUCUGGCCCUGGUAAACGCCCUAAAACUUCUGGAACUGCAGUGGAAGGCAAGUUUUCAGAUCCUGCUGUGCAGUCUUCACUCUAUCCUUACCCUGGUAAGCACUCUAAAUCUGCUGAAGCUUCUAAAGCAGGUAAGCAUGCCGAUCAAGGAGGCGUCUCUGUUGACCCAGACAGGUACAAUAGCUCUGAUCCAGUCUCUUCAGACCCUAACAAGGACGUGAACUCUGCUGAAUCUUCUGAGGUCUUUGACCACUUAGAUGCUAGUCUCUCCAAGCAAAAUCCUCUCGAGUCUAGAAAGCAUUUGGCCUCUGCCCCUCUUGCAAGCAAGCAUUCUGGAGCUAGAUCACAAGUUACUGUCGGUUCUGGCCCUGGUAAACGCCCUAAAACUGCUGAAAGUCCGGUGGCAGGCAAGUUUUCAGAUCCUGCUGUGCAGUCUUCACUCUAUCCUUACCCUGGUAAGCACUCUAAAUCCGCUGAAACUUCCAAAGCAGGUAAGCAUGCCCAUCAAGCAGGUGUCUCUGCUGACUCAGACAGGUACGAUAGCUCUGAUCCAGUCUCUUCCGACCCUAGCAAGGACGUGAACUCUGCUGAAUCUUCUGAGGUCUUUGACGACUUAGAUGCUAGUCUCUCCAAGAAAAAUCCUCUUAAGUCUAGGAAGCAUUUAGCCUCUGCUCCUCUCACAAGCAAGCAUUCUGGGGCUAGAUCACAAGUUACUGUCGGUUCUGGCCCUGGUAAACGCCCGAAAACUGCUGAAACUCCAGUGGAAGGCAAGCUGUCAGAUCCUGCAGUGCAGUCUCCACUCCAUCCUUACCCUGGUAAGCACUCGAAAUCUGCUGAAACUUCCAAAGCUGGUAAGCAUGCCGAUCAAGCAGGUGUCUCUGCUGACCCAGACAGGUACAAUAGCUCUGAUAAACCCGCUCCCACAGGCAAGCAUUCGGGCCCUGGUGUGCCAUCUGGAGUUUCUACCACUGUAGAAGGUGGUCCACCUCCUUUAGGCCAGCAUUCACAUCCUGGUCCACCUCCUUUAGGAGCUGGUGUAGGAUCUGUCGCCUCUUCUGACUCCAGAAAGAACAUAAGCUCUGCUUCAACUCAGGUGAAAGGCAAGGUUUCAAAUGCUGGGAAGCAGUCUGCUGUCUCUUCUGACUCUGGCACCCCCCAUAGCUCUGACAAACGUCCUCUUUCAGACAAGCAUGCGUAUCAUGGCGUGCAAUCCCGAGUGGAUGCCGAUAGGGCAGGCAAGGAUGCACAUGCUGGCCAGGGUUCCUCCGCACGUCCUGACCUGGAUGCUUCCCUAAGCUCUGAUAAACCGUCUCCUGUAGGCAAGCAUUUGGAUCUUGAUGCACAGUCCCAAGUUGAUGCUACACGUAGACCUCCCGUACGAGGUGUCUCUGCUGACCCAGCAAGGUACCAUCACUCUGAUAAACCAUCUAUCAAAGGCAAGCAUUUGGAUCCCGAUGUCUCAUCUGGAGUUGCUGCCAGGGUCAAAGGUAUUGCAGGUAUUGCACAUUCUGUAGGCAAGCAUUCACAUCCUGACUCACCUCCUGUAGAAGGUGGCCCACAAUCUUCAUUCUCACCUCACGCGGGAAGGAAUUUAAGCUCUGCUCCAGCUCGUGUGGAAGGCAAGGAUUCAAGUUCUGGCAAGGAAUCUUCUGCCCCUUCUGACCCUGGCUCCGUCCAUAGCUCUAAUAGACAUCCUCUUGCAGGCAAGCAUUCAGAUCCCGCAGUGCAAUCCCAAGUUGAUGCUGGUGAGACUGAAGGUACAGGAAAGGUUGCACAUGUUGGCCAGGGAUUGUCUUCUCAUCCUGAGCCGGACACCAAGAAGCCUUCUCCUGUAGGAAAGCAUUCGGAUCUUGACGUGCAAUCUCAAAUUGAUGCUUCAGGUAAACCUCCUGUAACAGGUGUCUCUUCCGGCACACAGAAGCAUUUAGGUCAACCUCUGUACCAUAGCUCUGAUAAACCUUCUCCCGAAGGCAAGCUUUAUGGUCCUGGCGUGCCAUCUGGAGCUCCUACCAGCGCAGAGGAAGGGUCGCCUCCUUUAGCAGGCAUCUCUGCCAGGCCGGACCGGUACCGUAGCCCUGAUAACCUUUCUCCCACAGGCACGCAUUCACACUCUGGUGUGCUAUCUCGAGUUGCUACCAGUGCAGAAGGUGGUCCACGUCCUGUAGGCAAGCAUUCAGAUCCUCGUCCAGAAGGUGGUGUUCGAUCUGCAGUCCCCUCUGACUCCAGAAAGAACAAAAGCUCUGCUGCACCUCGUCUGGAAGGCAAGGAUUUAAAUGCUGGCAAGCAAGCUGCUGUCUCUUCUGACUCUGACACCCUUCAGAUCUCUCCUCGUCCAGACAAGUGUUCAGAUCCUGUGGUGCAGCUUCAAGUCAAUGGUGGAGGGCCUUCAGUUGCAAAGAGGGACUCAAUUGUUGGCGAGGGAUCCUCUCUCGGGCCUGCCCCAGACUCUGCUAAAUCUUCUCCUGCAGUUAAGCAUUCAGAUCGUGAUGUGCGACCUCAAGUUGAUGCCACGGGUAAACCUCCUGUAGCAGGUGGCUCUACUGAUCCAGACAGGUACCAUAUCUCUGAUAAACCUUCUCCUGCAGGCAAGCAUUCAGAUCUUGGCGUGCCAUCUGAGGUUCCUUCCAGUGUAGAAGCUGGUCCGCUUCCUGUAGGCAAGCAUUUGGAUCUUGGUCGAUCUGCGGUACAAGGUGGAUCACAAUCUGUGGUAUCGUCUGACAGCAGCACCCUCCAUAGCUCUCAUACAUCUCCUCUUGGCAGCAAGCAUUCGUAUCCUGUUGUGCAAUCUCAAGUUGAUGCCACUGGGUCUCCAGUUGCAGGGAACGAAGCAGAGUUCGUCCAGGGAUCGUCAUUCUCUUCUGACCCGAGCACCCUCCAUAGCUCUCAUAAAUCUCCUCGUGACGGCAAGCGUUCGGAUCCUGUUGUGCAAUCUCGAGCUGAUACCACUGUGUCUCCAGUUGCAGGGAAGGUAUCAGAGUUUGGCCAGGGAUCGUCUGUCUGGCCUGACCCGGACACGCACCAUAGUUCUGAUAAACCAUCCACAGCCAAGCAUUCAAAUCCUGGUGUGCAAUCUCAUGUUGAUGCCACAGGUAAACCUCCUGUAGCAGGUGUCUCUGCCGACCCAAGACACCGUAGCUCUGGUAAGUCUGCCCCUGCAGGCAAGCGGUCUGAUCCUGGUCUGCGAUCUGGAGUUCAUUUGGGAAAGCAUUUGGAUGCUCGUCCAGCUACUGCAGCAGGUGGUGGACAACCUGCAGUCCUUUCUGGCAAGAACAUAAGCACUGCUGCCACUCAUCAGAAAGGGAAACAUUCAAAGGCUGGCAAGCGGUCUGCUGUCUCAUCUGACCCUGCAACCUCCCUUAGCUCUGAUAAACCUCGACUUCCCGGCAAGCAUUUGGGUCCUGCUUCGCAAUCUCCAGUAGAUGCCAGCGGGCCUCCGUAUUCACACUCUGGCCAGGGAUCCUCUGAUCCAGCUAAAGACCUAAACUCUGCUGAACCACCUGUGCUCAGGAAAGAUUCAGAAGCAGGGCAGCAAUCCCCUUUGCAUGCUGAGCCUGCCACGUACGCUACAUCCAAUGAAAUUCGUGUGGCGGAUAGAAGUUCAGACGUUGCUCUGCAAUCUCCAGUCCAUGACCGUUCUAGAUCUCCUGUGACAGACAAGUUUUCAAGUACUGGUUCACAAUCUCAAGUGUAUGGUGACCAGUACAAGGACGUAAGCUCUGCUGGUGCUGGACCUUUUGUGGCAGGCAACGAUUCAGAUGCCGCUUCGCAAUCUCUAGCCUUUGUGAAUACCAUACCUCCUGUGGUGGGUGAGCAUUCAAAUGCUGGCAUACAGUAUCACGUCUAUUCCACUGUGGGCAAGACUUUGAACUCUGCUUCACCAGCUGUUGAGGGCAGGAAUUUGGAUGCCAGUGGCCGCCCUCCAGUCGAUUCUGCUGGAGCUCGCGGAGCAGGCAAGCAUUCAGAUCCUGGCAAGGGAUCUUCAGUUGAUUUGAAGCAUGGCAGGUACCCUAGCUCCCUAGCACCUCCCACAGGUGGUGGUGAACAUCCACAUGCAGAAGUAGAAACCAACCAUAGACCUUCAGUAACAGGUGAGGGUUCAGAUUCUGGAUCACGAUCUCCAGUCUACUCCAACUCAAGCAAGGACCUGAGUUCUGCAGCAGCCCCUGGUGCCGGCAAGAACUCGGGUACUGGCGUGCAGUUACCAGUCCAUCCACCCACCCCUGGGGAGUAUUUUAGUUCUUCUACCCCUCCUGUCACAGACAAGCACUCAAACACCGGCCUGCAAUUUGCACCUCACACCCUAUCUCAGGUCUCCUCUGACCCAAACAAGGAGUGGAGAUCACCCACACCUUCUGUGGUAGGUCACUACAGUCCCUCUCUAGAAUCCCCUGCGUCAGGCCGAUAUUUAGAGGCUGGCUUGUCAUCUCCAGUUCACUUAUCUGAUCUGAGUGACUCUCCGAGCUCUGCCAGGCCUCUUGUUGCUGGCGAGUACCUGACUCCCGACUCGCAAUCCCAAGUCGAUUCCAACCCAACAUCGCCAAAUUCUUCAGGACCUCUUGUGGUGAGAAACUAUUUGGAAAAUGGCGCUCAACAUCCAGUUCAUCCCAUCCCUGUAGCACAGGUGAAUCCGGUGAUAAGUGUGCAUUUGGAUGCCGGUUUGCCAUCCCUAGUUUAUUCUGAUCCUAGUAAGUACUUCAGUUUUGUUGGACCUCCGAGAGCAGACAAGUAUUGGGACUCCAGCUUGCCUCGUGCAGUCCAGUCCAAUCCUGAUCUAACGAAUAAAGGUUUUCCAUUUCAGAGGCGCCACUCAUAUCCUCAAACGCGCCAUUCCUACCCUUCGAAGAACCCCUUGUAUCUUUACCUGGGCCGGCACUCAUACCCCACCCUUCUAGCACAAUAUACCGUGCGUGGGCGGUCAUCACUUCACGACAUUCAUCCUUAUCAUCAGUCCCAAACCCAGGUGGCAGGAGCAACGCCACCAAACAAGGGGCAGAAGAAGUGGAAGCUUGAACCAACAGUCAUGAGCAACAAAGCAGGGCAAGGAAAGCUUAAGGGAAUGAAGCGCAUGCCUUUGACUAUCGAUGUGGGAAAUGCCAAUGAUGAUGGAGGCAACUCUGCAUCAUCUCCGCUACCGUACAAAACCAGUGUCCGUUCAACUGGCCCAAAGAAAAGAGCCGCUCAAGGUGGUGGAAUGGGGUCACCUGAGUCUGGAGGUGGUCCUGGUCCUCCUUCAGGGACUGGGAAGAAUAGCCAAUGGGGAAUGACAGCAUCAGGGUACCCACGGCACCAUUUGAAGCCUUUGCGAUCUCCUGAAUUGAACCAAGAUGGCAUGCAGAAAGGCCAAGAAGAUCGCUUGCGUAUUCGUCGGGCCAUACGAGAAGCUAUUUGGCUGGGUGAUACCAAGGACAGGACGGAGAUGAUGCAGAAACUCCUACAGGACAAGAAAACGGGGUCUGCUGAAAUUGAGGAGUGGCUUGAAGAGAUGGAAGCAUACGCUUGGUCCCCAGGCAAAGGUAAAGAUGACACUAGCAAGGGUUUUAAAGGGGUACAGGGAGGAGGAGGAGGGAAGGAAUAUGCCAAGCUUGGAGAAGAGCUCCUUGAGCAAGCUCGAACUUUCUUGCGGUAUGGUUUCUUCUUUGUCGCCGUGCGGUCACUUGCAUCUAGGAUGGAUCUCAUGGAUGAGGUGCUGAUCACUCUGAAGAACAUUGUUCUGUCAGCCAAGGAUGCAACAAUGGCUGCGUCUGAAGGUAAGAAAGGAGAGAACUCGGCGGCAAACCAAGCCACAUCUGACAAAGGUAACAUUCAGGCAGGGACCAAUGAACUGUUGUGGAAGUGGAACAGUAUCGAUCGUCUAAUAUUUGUCAACCACUUUUCCGACCUGGAUAUCAUCAAACAGUUUGUCACGAUGAGGGAAAGGCUAAAAGAGCGAGGGUUGGUAACCCCCGCAGACCAGGCCAGGGUGGAGAAGCAAAUGAUGCUUAAAAUGGUUGAUGAUUUUCGGGAGCAGAUCAUCAACGCAGAUGAUUCCGCUGCCAGUAAGAGUCUUCAGGAUGCUCAGCAGCAGGGAGGGAAUGCCAUGACUAAUUUGCCUACUUUGCAGGGGAAUGUGAUCCCUGGAGGGGAUGUAGAAUAUUACCAGGAUAUUGAUGGACGCAUAGUGUGCUAUCAUCACUUUGGAUCCCGACCUGGACCCCCCGCGUUUGAACUUCCUGCCAAGAAAACCGGCGCUGGAAGCAAGAAGAAGAGAAAGGAAGGAGCUGGAAAAAUCCAGGCACAAUCCAGCCAGGAGGCAUUAAAUGAUGAGCAGCCAAAAGGGAAAAAAGGCCGCGGGAGAGGGAGAUCAAAGGGACGUGGGAGAUCGAAAGGGCGUGGGAGAUCAAAGGGACGAGGCAGAUCGAAGGGGCGAGGGAAGAAGGGUGCAAAAGAGAACCAGUCUCCCGAGGGAGAUUUAGUGGAGGCAAUGGCAGUCCCCACGAAGAUUGCUGUUUGGUCAGAAGUUGGGGGAGGUGUCAGUCCAAUGAGCAGCCCAGAGGGAGGUAAGUCGAAAAGGAAGUCGAAAGGGAGGAAGAAGAAGCAGCGGGGCCGUACCCCCAAGGGUGGACAGUCUCCAUCUUCGGCCGAAGAGGCUGGAGGGUACAGUAGUGAGGUAGGUAGUGAAGGUGAAGAACUCAAGGGAAGAUCGCGGUCAAAGACAAAGAAGCGUGGGGAAAAAAAAGGAGGAAAGACACCAAGAGGUGGGAAGCUUCCUGAGAUAGGCAGAGGAAGGAGCAAGGGAAGAUCCACAUCUCUUGCCUCGCCCAGUGCCAAGGAGGGGGGCAAAGCACGCAAGUCGAGGAGUGCAAGCAGGAAAUCACGCAAAGGUAAGGGUGACAAAGGAGGGAAGGAUGCCCCGGACUCUGCAAGUUCACCCAAGAAGAAGAAGAAGAAGAAGAAGCAGAGGGGAUUGGGAAGUGAUGGGGCCGAGUCUGCUGUCGAGAGUGCAGGAACAAAAACACCACGGAAGAAAAAGAAAAAGAAGGGGCAAGGGACAAAAACACCAAGGACAUCAAAGAAGGUCGCUAUAGCAUCAGAAAGUUCAGGCGACUUGAAAAAACUGAAAAAGGGACAGAGAAGACGGAACACUCCUUGGUUAUCUGACUCUGAAAGUGAAAAUGACGCUAUUCAAAAGGCAAAGGGCAAGAAGAAGAAGGGACUGAAAGCCAUUAAGGAGGACAAGGCGCAGCCUGCUAUUGAUCUGUUGACAUACUUGAACAUGCAGUUCCCCCAGGGUUUUGCAGGCAAUACUCCUGCUGUCAUUGCCGCAUUCAAAAAUUACAUCCAGACUUAUGGUGCUCUUAAGGACAUUGCUGCCUCCAGACCAGGAACAGCCACACCGCGACUUACUGCACGGUACCUUGCUAGCAUUGACCUCAACACUGCUAUUGGCUGGAGUUCUUUGCUGAACGCGCUGCAGACAAUUGACCAGCGCAGGAAGGCCGCACAAGGGGAACACACACCAGGUGGGAGUGUCAUUCCUCCAGGCACACCUGAAGGGGCUAUCAGUCUCACGGCCCUAAUUGCACAACUGUCAGCAUGGAAGGCCCAUAUCAUGCGCAGUCAGUCGUCGUCACCUGUGCCAGGUGCUCAGGGGUCAACAACCCCAAAGCCGGUAAGCAAUCAACCUUCAGCCAGGACACCUAGCAGACUUGCUGAAGGGAAGGUGGGAGGAGAUGAUGCACCAACUGAUGAGGAGAUUAGAGACUACGCCAAGUACUUGGGCAUGGAACUACCUGUAGAUGAGGAUCUCCUCUACAUCGCAGAGUGGGCGCUGUCAGCCGAAAUCCCAGACCUACGACAGACCUACCUACCACUGGCGGUUCUACAGGUCGCAGGKUCAACUCUUCGAGUUGAUGCAGGUAUUGUACACAGGGGAUUCCUUCUCAUCGUGCACAAUGGCAGGUUGCUCAGUUGAUGCACAAAUGAAACUGUUGAAUUGCAGACGUGAGUUUGAAUCCAGUGGCGACCACAAUAAAAUAGUUCUAAUUUA